AUGGCCUUCGGCGGCGACUUUGCCGCCAUCGGCAGCCACCUCGCUGCCCACGACGAGCACGCCGCCGCCACUGCGACGGACGCCGCGGCGGGCGAGGAUGAGGGCGGAGCGGGUGCUGGCGCGGCGGGCGCGGCGGGGCGGCGGCUUGAGUCGUCUCUGGGGGGCAGUGACAGCGUGACGGACCUGCAGCUGGUGAAGGCGGGCGGGGAGACGCGCACUGUGUUCAAGCUGACGCUGCAGGUCUCCAAGGUGGAGCUGCACAUGUGCUACGAGGGCGACCACGCCCCCCUGGCCGUCGGGUCCAUCGACAACUUUGACUUUGGCCUCGACGUGCACCCCUCGACGCUGCAGCUGGUGACGAGCCUGGGCAACGUGGUGCUGCUGUACGGGGCGCUGCCAGAGGGGGACCCCAACCGCACCAUGAUCGCGCUGAGGCAGGGUGUAGAGGGGUCCCUCAUCGAGGUCGUCUACAGGAUGCACUCGAUCGCGGAGUCUUACAAUGAGCCGCGCGUCCCUGGAGGCGCCCCCUACAUGAGCGUCGAUGCGCGGCUGUCCACAGUGCGCAUCGUCUACAUGCAGCGCUUCCUCAACGAGUUCACAGAGUACCUCGCGGGUGCGCGUUUGACCGGGGUUUGA
This is a messenger RNA of Monoraphidium neglectum, 636 nucleotides long. RefSeq lists its product as hypothetical. Lineage: Eukaryota; Viridiplantae; Chlorophyta; Chlorophyceae; Sphaeropleales; Selenastraceae. The transcript is spliced from 4 exons. The record is from RefSeq and is a predicted model, not a curated record. Bases 1 to 636 code for a protein of 211 amino acids.